CACAUUCCUUCUCUCCCAGGCACACGCCCUUUGCUCAAGAAGAAAAAAAAGUUUGCUGCAGUGAAACAUAUCUGCGCCUGUUUAAUCUAGCGUGAAACUGUUGAGGAAGAUCUCCAAGAGAGAAGGAGCAUUUUAGAUUACACAUCCCUGCACUACAGACAUGGAGUCAGCCAUCAAGACCAUGGUGACCACUUUUCUUAGCUCUACGAAGGGGAAGGAAAGCCUGGACAGCCAAUCCUUCCAGAAAAUGAUACAGAAUAACCUUAGCGGCAUGAUGGAGGAUACCGACAGCAAGUCUGCCAUUAAAGACAUGCAGCAGGGAUUGGACGACAACAGUGAUGGAAAGGUCAGCUUCCAGGAAUACCUCAAUCUGAUUGGCUACUUGGCCAACUCCCUGAGUCAGAAGAAGUGCGAGCAAAACUCAGAUUCAUAGAAGGAGCCUCCAUCCAGCCAACGUGUUCUCCUCUGUUGUUUUGAUUAAGCAUCUCAACUCUGUUGCACUGCUCUGAGCUGUUCAAAUACACCAACAAAACAUGUUUUUUUAAAUAAACGUCUUCAACUGAA
Molecule: messenger RNA, 564 nt
Organism: Oryzias melastigma (Indian medaka)
Lineage: Eukaryota; Metazoa; Chordata; Actinopteri; Beloniformes; Adrianichthyidae
Exons: 3
Coding region: 161-433 (90 amino acids)
Cellular component (GO): perinuclear region of cytoplasm
Molecular function (GO): calcium ion binding
Source: RefSeq, a predicted model, not a curated record